CUCAUUUUAAUAAUUUCAAGCCAAACGCUAAAUAUUUGAAAGGUUUCUACUGUUGUGCGGCGUGAGCAGAGAGGAAGAUGAUUAUCCCAGUUCGUUGUUUCACCUGCGGAAAGGUCAUUGGAAACAAAUGGGAUUCUUACCUUGACUUUCUUCAAGCUGAUUACACUGAAGGAGAUGCACUGGAUGCUUUGGGGUUGGUCCGAUAUUGCUGCAGGCGUAUGCUUAUGACCCAUGUUGACCUUAUCGAGAAGCUACUGAAUUACAAUACUAUGGAAAAGCAUGAAGCCAAUUAAGGAGUCUUAAGGAACUGCAGACGACCGAAAUGUGUCAGUUGCGUGCUAGUCCUGUGGCCACAUGUCAAUUUUUUUUUUUUUGGGGUCCUUUUCCUUUAAAUUGUUCUAGCAAGCAGUUUUAGCUGUGUUUUGGUGUUAAUGUAUGCUAUGAUAGACAAAACUGUAGAAUGACAGGUUUUUAUAAAAACGGGAUUAUUUGUGAAAUGUCAGAAUUUAUACUAAUGCUUAGGAAUAUUGAUACCUUGCAUACUCUGCAUGUUAUGUUUUAACAUGCAUAUAAUGUGUGUAGUGAUAACUAAGGGAUAAUCAAAUCAUUUUGGCCUCUGGUUAUGA
This is a messenger RNA of Medicago truncatula (barrel medic), 626 nucleotides long. RefSeq names its product DNA-directed RNA polymerase subunit 10-like protein. Lineage: Eukaryota; Viridiplantae; Streptophyta; Magnoliopsida; Fabales; Fabaceae. Gene Ontology annotation, biological process: transcription by RNA polymerase I; transcription by RNA polymerase II; tRNA transcription by RNA polymerase III. Gene Ontology annotation, molecular function: DNA binding; zinc ion binding. Bases 78 to 293 code for a protein of 71 amino acids. The transcript has 4 exons. The record is from RefSeq and is a predicted model, not a curated record. Gene Ontology annotation, cellular component: RNA polymerase I complex; RNA polymerase III complex; RNA polymerase II, core complex.